AUGAGUAAUUGUCUUGCUGGUUACGUGCUUUUGAUGUGGAGAACGGAGCGUUUUGUGGAUGACGGGGUGGAAGUUCGUGCUACAACUGCGGCGAACAAGGCCAUUUCUCGCGUGAAUGCCCCAAUGCGCGUGAUGGCGGACGCGGUGGCGGCGGCGGAGGUGGCUAUAGAUCUCGUGGCCAAGAAUGCUAUCAAUGUGGUGGAUCCGGUCAUUUCGCUCGUGAAUGCCCCUCAGGCGGUGGAGGUGGCGGCGGUGGCGGUG
Molecule: messenger RNA, 261 nt
Organism: Cylicostephanus goldi
Lineage: Eukaryota; Metazoa; Nematoda; Chromadorea; Rhabditida; Strongylidae
Source: the annotation of a GenBank genome assembly